Messenger RNA from Penicillium cataractarum, 1218 nucleotides. RefSeq names its product glycosyltransferase family 32 protein. Lineage: Eukaryota; Fungi; Ascomycota; Eurotiomycetes; Eurotiales; Aspergillaceae. The transcript has a single exon. Gene Ontology annotation, biological process: protein N-linked glycosylation. Gene Ontology annotation, molecular function: alpha-1,6-mannosyltransferase activity. Bases 1 to 1218 code for a protein of 405 amino acids. Gene Ontology annotation, cellular component: mannan polymerase complex. The record is from RefSeq and is a predicted model, not a curated record.
AUGCCGCGCUCCUCAUACUAUCUAUUAGCUCUCCUGCUAUCAUUCAUUGCAACCUUCCUCUGGUUCUCAUCAAGCGUCAAAUCCUCAACCAAAACGCCAAUCUUAACUCUCGCAUACGGCUCCUGCUCCUGUCCUCCAGGCUCCGACCAAGCCAAAACUGACCUCACACCCUCCUCGCCACCUAUCAAACCAUCAUCAUCUCUCCCUACAGGGAUAACAAUAACCUCGCCAUCACCUAUCCCACCACUCCACCCAUCCUCCGACUCCACCCCAGAACCACCAACAUCAUACUACCUCCCCUACACACCAACAACCCAACUAUCCCGCCACCCCUUCCCCUCCAAACUUUGGCAAAAAGCCGGCCCCAACGGCAUAAACGAAGACCGCCAAAAAGACAUCCAAUCAUGGCUAUCCCAAAACCCCUCCCUGCGCCAUGAAAUCUUCACAGACGGAUCCGCAGAGCAAUACGUCCGCGAUCAAUUCUCCAAAUUCCCCGACAUCAUCGACACAUACACAGACCUGCAAGUCCCCAUCCUGAAAGCAGAUUUCCUGCGCCAAUUAAUCCUCUACGCGGACGGGGGCGUCUGGAGCGAUCUCGACGUAACAUGCCACAUCCCCAUAUCCGCCUGGAUACCGGAUGCAUAUAAAAACGCGACGAAUCUAGUCGUCGGUCUUGAAUUCGACGGGAACCAAUUCGCUAGUUGGACCGUCAUGGCGAAGCCCAGAUCUAGCCAUAUCGCCGCUGCGAUUGAGUAUAUCAUGGAUGCGCUGGAAGAUUCGGCUGAGCAAGCGAAUACGACUAUUUCGGGGUUGACGAUGAAAACGAUUAGUGAUGUCGUUGCUGUUACGGGGCCGCAGGCUAUGACGCGGGCUAUUUUGCAGAGUGUUUCGAGGGAGUUGGGGGAGAGGGUUGAGGGGGGGAAUGUGUCGGGCUUGCAUGAGCCAGUUUUGUUGCGUGAUGUUUUGGUUUUGCCGAAUGCGGCUUUUGGGGCGAUGCAGGCUGGUUGGCCUACGGAUCAGGGACCAUAUUUGGUGGAGCAUCAUUAUGCGGGGUCUUGGAAGAAUGAUCAUGGUGGGGAGAGUGGGGGAGAUAAGGAUGGUAGUGGUGAUGGUUCUGUUGAGAAGGAUGGUGGGCAGGAGGAGGAGGGGGGGGAGGGCGAGGGUGAGAGUGAGAGCCACGGUGACAGCAGAGUUAAGAGUGAGAUUCGAGAGAGGUGA